This is a messenger RNA of Pogona vitticeps (central bearded dragon), 2534 nucleotides long. The record is from RefSeq and is a predicted model, not a curated record. NCBI's taxonomy places the organism in Eukaryota, Metazoa, Chordata, Lepidosauria, Squamata, Agamidae.
UCAAGCGCUGCCUCCGCCGCGGAAGCCGGUAGGCGAGUGGGGGAAAUCAAACCCAAAACAAAAGUCGGUGCUGGUGCGUCAGCAUUAUCCUUCUAGGCAUACAAAGCUUUUGGGACUAAAUGCUUGAGAAAUCAGACAUGUGAAUCUGAGAAAAAUCUCUCGCCCAAUCAGCUGCAAAAUAAAACUUUGCCAAGGGUGGAUUGAAGCAAGCUCAUGUAGUGUUUUAUUUCUGCCAAUGAAGUAAAUCUCACCAGUCACAAUGGAUGGAAUCCUGUUGCGAACUGUGCCCAUGCAACAAGAAUGACAUCAAUGACAGAGGUAAAUGCACAAGCAGCUCACUCCAUUGCUAUAGAGCGAUUUUUCUCGUAAUUGGGAAACUGACUGUAUAAGCAGAUUCCAAGAAGAGAAUAUAAGAAGCUACAAGAAUGUUAAAAAGAAUCAUCAUGUUUGCAUAGAAAACACAUGGGAAAAUGGAACUUGACCUCACCAAAGAUGAUCUGCCUUUAAUGGCCAAUACUACUGACAUGCUGGUGAAGCAUUAUGUACUGGAUCUGGAUGUUGAUUUUAAAAGUCAUGUGAUUGGGGGCAAAAUAGUUCUGUUCUUUGAAACUCCCAGCAGGUGUGGGAGAGAAAGCAGUGAGCAAGCGGAAGAAGGCUGUUAUUCGUGGUCAGAUGAAACUGGCGACAUUCCCAUGUCAAAUGUGAGCGCCUGCUCACCUAAAAGUGGAUGUAAUGAUUUGGCUGGCUGUGGUAAAGGUGAAAAUGAUACUUCUGAUAAAAACGGUAGCUAUGGCAACAGGGAACAGGCUUCUGGGAUUUCUAGUUCAAAGAACUGCUGUGACAUUGAGAUUCAUGGGAGUGAAGAUUUCUUGCUGGUCCUGGACUGCUGUGAUUUAUCGGUGCUAAAGGUUGAGGAAAUAGAUGUUGCUGUUGUCCCGGGCAUUGAGAAAUUUACAAGCUCUGCCAAAUUGGUGGGUACAUCUAAGGAUGCAAAGAAUCUUAGGAACCAAAUCAUACAUGAACUUGUGACAUUAUCUGCAGAUCACUGGAAAGAGCAGUUUCACUAUUACAAGCGCUGCAGCCAAGCGCCUGCUUGCGGAGAGCUUCACUUUGUUACUGGCCCUUGGAGUCUGGAGAUCCGGAAAGCAGGUGUUCAACAGCCAAAAGACUUCCCUCGUGCCAUAAGGAUAUGGUACAAAACAAAGGCGGAAGGAAAAUCUCUUAGCUGGACUACAGACCAGAGUGACAGGCCAUGUGUUUAUACUGUGGGGUCUCCAAUAAACAACAGGGCCCUUUUUCCUUGCCAAGAACCACCCGUUGCCAUGUCAACAUGGCAAGCCACAGUCCGAGCAGAUGCAAGCUUUGUUGUUUUAAUGAGUGGCGAAAAUGCAGCGGAAGUGACAGAAUCUGAAGAAGGUGAGUUAAACUGGUUUUAUUACGUGACCAUGCCAAUGCCAGCGUCCACCUUCACGAUUGCUGUUGGAUGCUGGGCAGAAGUUAAAAGCAAAACUUGUGCAGUAACUGCUGUUCAGAGGAAUGAUGGGUUCUUUCCACUGUUCUCAAAGACGGAUGUCAGGUUGUUAGAAGAAGCUUGUGGACACUUGCCAUAUCCUUGCCGUUUCCAAGAUCCUAGUGCUGCUUCCCAGGUAGUCAUUCCUUAUCGUCUCUUUGCUCCAUCCCACCUUGAGAAAUCCGGUGAAGAGGUUCUACUCAAGCUGAUCCCUCAGUGCCUCUCAGCUGCUUAUGAUCUACUGGGCACUCAUCCCUUUUCCCGGCUCGAUGUGUUGAUUGUCCCAUCCAACUUUUCCAGUCUUGGUAUGGCCAGCCCACACAUCAUCUUCCUGUCACAGAGUACAUUAUUUGGAGGGAGCCAUCUCUGUGGAACACGGCUGUGCCAUGAAAUAGCUCAUGCGUGGUUUGGCUUGGCUAUUGGGGCACGUGAUUGGACUGAAGAAUGGCUAAGUGAAGGAUUUGCCACUCAUCUAGAAGAUUUAUUUUGGUCAACAGCACAACAGCAGCUGUCUUUGGAUGAAGCAAGAGAACAACAGAAGUUAAAAGCUUUGUUGCGCUGGCAGCGUCUUAGAGAUGAGAUGCAGAAUUCUGAGGAGGAUCUGCAAGUAUUAAGGCCCAAGAAAGAAAACACUGGCAAAGUCAGUGAAUCUGGAGCAUCUGUAAUCAAACAUGGCCUCAAGGCAGAGAAAAUCUUCAUGCAGGUUCAUUAUCUGAAGGGUUAUUUCCUUCUACGGUCUUUGGCAGAGAAAGCUGGAGAAGCUGCUUAUUUUGCCUUUUUAAGAAAAUUUAUACAGAUUUUUCAUGGACAACUAAUACUAUCUCAGGAUUUCCUUUGCUUAUUACUGGAGGACAUCCCACAGCUAAAAGGGUCUGGCCUAUCAGUUGAAAACAUUCUCCAGAAAUGGCUUGACUGCUCAGGAAUCCCAAAGAGUACUGCAGACAGCCUGCAAAUGAUGUAAAGCAAUGAAUGGUUUUGACUCACCAAAUCCCCACUUUGUCGCCUCUGUGAUUCAUACCAAUGG